AUGAUGAUAUUGCUAAAAUCAUCACCACCAGUUGAGCUGAUCAAGAAAGGAGAUAAAGUGGAUUCCUCUGAGGCUGCCCUCCUGACUAAAGAUAAAGUGGAUUCCUCUGAGGCUGCCCUCCUGACUAAACUUAGGAUAAAGCCCCUCUCAUGUGGGCUUAUGAUUCUCUCUGUCUAUGACAAUAGAUCUAUCUUAAGCCCAGAGGUGCUCAACCUCACGAAGGAUGGCCUCGUUGACAAGUUUGCAGCUGGUGUUUCAACGGUCGCUUCGCUGUCCUUGACUCUCUCUUACCCAACUCUUGCAGCUACGCAUCACAUGUUCGUCAAUACCUAUAAGAACGUCCUUGCUGUUGCUGUUGUUCCUGUUGCAUCUGCUAAGAAUGCUGCUGCUCCUGCCUCUAAGGAGGUAGAGAAGAAGGACGAGCCUGUCGAUGAGUCUGAUGAUGACUUGGGAUUUGGUUUGUUUGAUUAA
Messenger RNA from Asparagus officinalis (garden asparagus), 471 nucleotides. RefSeq names its product 60S acidic ribosomal protein P0-like. Lineage: Eukaryota; Viridiplantae; Streptophyta; Magnoliopsida; Asparagales; Asparagaceae. Gene Ontology annotation, biological process: cytoplasmic translation; ribosomal large subunit assembly. The transcript has a single exon. Bases 1 to 471 code for a protein of 156 amino acids. Gene Ontology annotation, molecular function: structural constituent of ribosome; large ribosomal subunit rRNA binding. The record is from RefSeq and is a predicted model, not a curated record. Gene Ontology annotation, cellular component: cytosolic large ribosomal subunit.